Molecule: messenger RNA, 516 nt
Organism: Raphanus sativus (radish)
Lineage: Eukaryota; Viridiplantae; Streptophyta; Magnoliopsida; Brassicales; Brassicaceae
Exons: 2
Coding region: 1-516 (171 amino acids)
Source: RefSeq, a predicted model, not a curated record
AUGAAUAUUCCGGAACAGUUCGUGCAUUGGAUAAAGAUCUGCCUCUCCACAGCUGCUUUCUCAGUUUCAGUCAACGGUGAACUUGAGGGGUUCUUCCCCAGUACUAGAGGGCUUCGUCAAGGAUGCGCACCGUCACCAUACCUUUUUGUCAUUGCCAUUAAUGUGCUCUCAAGACUUCUGAACAGAGCAGCCUCUUCUGGAACCAUUGGCUACCAUCCCACAUGCUCGGAAGUUAACCUUACUCACCUCAGUUUUGCGGACGACAUCAUGAUCUUCACAAUUGGAGAUACUGAAUCUCUUAAGGGCAGAAUCAGCCAAGCUUUCCGCGCCGAGGACACUAAUAUGGGAAUACCAGUUGAUACCCUUCCGGUCCGGUACCUGGGACUCCCUCUCACGACCAAAUCCAUGACUCGAGCUGAUUACGAGCCCUCAUUGAUAAGAUCAGAACGCGAUUACUCUCCUGGUCAAGCCGUUCCCUCUCCUAUGCUGGCCGACUUCAACUCAUCAACACUGUAA